Molecule: messenger RNA, 1797 nt
Organism: Closterium sp. Naga37s-1
Lineage: Eukaryota; Viridiplantae; Streptophyta; Zygnematophyceae; Desmidiales; Closteriaceae
Source: the annotation of a GenBank genome assembly
AUGCGACAUGUAGAGAGGUCGCUGGCGAGUGAGAGCUCGUCGCAGUGCGAGCAGUGGCCGGAGUCGUGCUGGCCGGUUCCCCACGUGCCGUUCUCCUAUCUCAGUAACUUCUCGCGGCGCAAGUACCUGGUGGUGGCGUUCACCAUGGAGCAGAUGAGCAACGCCAGAACGCACCUGGCGGAGGCUGCUCGCGUGGCAGAGGAAUCCGGGCGCAUCCUCGUGCUGCCCAAUGCGGACUGCAGCCGGCUCUCAGUGGCCCGCCAGCACCCCCUGUGCUCCUACUGGGACCUCUCGCGCUUCUCACGCGUGGAGUGGGUGUCUUCCGAGUUCUUCCUCCUCACCGCGCGUGCCGCCUUUCUCAACCCCUCCGUGGGCUUCGUGUGUGUCAAGACGGAGGUUCUGCGCCGGCCCUGCUUCAACUACCGAGAGCUAAAGGAGAUCCUGGGGCAAGUGCUGACGUUCUCCAUGGGUCAUGUGCCUGUGCCCAGCAACACUAUUGAUGUCAAGAUGCCGCAGUCUAAGGACGUCUUUAAUAUGCUCCUCCAUGCAUGGAGCGACCGAGACGUGGUGGUGUGGAUGAAAACAACUUUCCAGCGCAUCGAUUACGUGCCCAAGACAGACGUGGUUGCGCGCGCAGUGCUGCCCUACCGGGCCAAAUGGCACGACAUGGCUGCUCAGAUCACUGCUAGACUGCCCAAGCCAGUUAUUGGCGUGCACUUCCGCUCUGAAUUCAUCUCCUGGAACAUGGUGCGUACUCUAUGGGACAUCGUGUGUGGAACAAUGGGGAUCAAGUCAUGGGCGUGCACGUAUGCUCCUGAUUCAUCUCUAAACUACUCUCUGAUUCUCCUCCUCUCUGAUUCCCCUCCAAUCUCUCUGGUUUCCCUCCCGCAGGCACAAGGCUUAAACGCCAACUUGACCUGGGAGGAGGUGCAGCAUAAUCUGCGGCAGCAGAUGGCAGUGUGUGUGCAGGGAGCAGCGAGCAAGAUCAACCAAGUCAGGAAAAAGCUGCAAACCCAGCACUGGCAGGAGCAGGUUCAGCAGGAAAAUCAGGGGAAGCAGGGACAGAAGCAGGAGCAGUUGAUCAAUGGGUUAGGGCAAGUUGUAGAAGGGCCAACAGUGUUUAUAGCGGCAGACAUCCCGUUCAACGCGUCAGCUGCAGUCCAACCAAGAUCAGAGUCAUGGCAGAGCAUGGAGGUGUGGCUGGGGCGGGCGAACACGGGCCGGGCGUCCAGAGGAGCGCUGAAAUGGUUGAGGCAGCAUGUGGGGGGGACGGUCAUGAUCGACGAGGUCGUGCCUGCUGUGAACGGCUAUGAUCCAGGCAUCGUAUCAAUCCUCGACAAGCUUGUGAUCGCCAGGGCGGAUAUAUUCGUGGCAGCAGAGGGCAGGCUCAAGGAAUCCGAGCUACCUCACUCAACGCCUCUUUCCUCCCUGUCUCUCCCUUUCUCAGGCAUUGUAUCAAUCCUCGACAAGCUGGUGAUCGCCAAGGCGGAUAUAUUCGUGGCAGCAGAGGGGUACUGGUGCCUCACAGCACCCCAGCUACCCCUUUUUUCCCCUGUCAACCCCCACUCGUCUGUUCUCUCUGCCCUGCCCACUCACAGGCAUCGUAUCAAUCCUAGACAAGCUGGCAUCGUGUCGAUCCUAGACAAGCUGGUGAUCGCCAAGGCGGAUAUAUUCGUGGCAGCAGAGCAGUACUGCGGGGGGAAGAGGGGCUUUGAGUCGGACAUUCUACAGCACAGGGACGAGUACGGGCAGGCAGCAGACAGUGUUGUGCGAUGGGGGUACGAGAAAGAGGCCUGA